This is a messenger RNA of Tachysurus vachellii, 1935 nucleotides long. RefSeq names its product spindle apparatus coiled-coil protein 1 (gene spdl1). Bases 59 to 1849 code for a protein of 596 amino acids. Gene Ontology annotation, biological process: mitotic metaphase chromosome alignment; establishment of mitotic spindle orientation; mitotic spindle assembly checkpoint signaling. The record is from RefSeq and is a predicted model, not a curated record. NCBI's taxonomy places the organism in Eukaryota, Metazoa, Chordata, Actinopteri, Siluriformes, Bagridae. Gene Ontology annotation, cellular component: spindle pole; outer kinetochore. The transcript is spliced from 12 exons. Gene Ontology annotation, molecular function: kinetochore binding.
GUCCAUUAGGUGGCGGUAAUACAUCUUUUAGUUGAAUGUUAAACGUUUAAGAUCGAAGAUGAAUAGUUCAAAAGGAUUUGAAUCUGAGCGUCAGACUAUGGACAGUGAAAUUCAGAAGUUACAACAGAAGCUGGAAGAGGCUGAAGAAGCUCUUCAGAAGGCAGCACAAUAUGGACUUCAGCUCUUAGAUGACAAAAUGGAUCUGCAAAAUAACUUGGAAGAUCAGCGAAUUGAGAUGACCGCUCUAAUUGAGGGCUUGGAGCAAGAAAAAUAUUCACUUCAGAGAGAACUGGAUCUAAAGAGCUGCAUGCUGGACAGCCUUAAUUCCGAAUUUGAUGUUGUUAAAAACCAACAGAGACAUCUGUUGGAACAGCAGCAAACAAUGUUGGAGAGGAGCCAUGCAGUGGAAUGUGGUGAAUUCAAGAUCAAGGUGGAGAAAUUAAACUGCGAUCUUGAUGAGGCUCGGCUUCUUGAGAAACAGCUGAGACAUAGGUUGGAGGUAGAGUCUCAGCUUUUAAUCAGCAAAACUGAGGAGAUUUGUAAAAUGUCAAAAUGUGCCCAUGACACGAUAUCUUCAGAGGUCUUGGAGCUAGAAAUCCAGAAGAUGGAUCUGGAAUCAUCUAUGGCUGCAUUAGAGCAGGAGCAUCAAGAAUUGAAAUACAAAGAACAGCAGCUGGAACUGGCUAAUUGUGUCCUUCAGAGGCAAGUAGAGACACUUACAAAUAUAAAGGAUGAAAGCGAGAAAGAAAUCACAUCACUCUACAGUGCUCUGGAGAAAUCCAGGAAAGCCAACCAGGACCUUCAGAUACAAUUGGACCAGGUGUUGCACCAUGCACAGGAUCCAAACAGCAAAGGCAAUUCACUUUUCUCUGAGGUAGAUGAUAAGCGUGUAGAAAUAGAGAGACAGUUGAUCAGUUUGAAAGUACAGUACCAGUCUCUUCAAAAGCAGCAUACUUUUACCAAGCAGCAGAUGCUUCGCAUGAGGGUGCAGAUAUCUAAUGUGAUGCAGCUUCAGAGGAUUAGAGCUGACCCUGCCCAGCUUGAGCGAUUACAUUUCAUGUUGUCAGAGAAGAAUAGUGAGAUAGAAACCUUGAUGAAGAAAGUGCAGCAGUUGGAGAAGGUAGGGGUGGCACUUGAAAAUCAUUCCACUUGUGUGUCUAAGGAAAUUGAGCCUGUGGAUGAGACAUACUACACAGAUCUCUUGAAAAUGCAACUCUCAAAUUCCAAGAAGGAUGCAGAUGAACUAAAGGUGGAAUUAUCCAUGGCAAGAAUGAAAACUCUUUCUGAGAGUCACAGGGUGCUUGAGUUGGAAAGGAAACUCUUUGUGGCAGAGAACGCGCUAAAGCAGGGACGCACGGACGUUAUAAAGCUCCAAGUGAAAAUUGAAGAACUCCAGAUGAAAUAUGAGCCUAAUGAGAUAAACAAGGCACAGGCUCAGAAGUGCAAGCGAGAGAAAUUUCCAAUUCACUUACCUUAUGGGUCUGACCAUAGCAGCAUGGAAACUCUAGACAUGAAGACCGUGCCAAGCAGGCAUGAGGCUAUAGAUGGAGGGGCCCUUCCUUGUGAUUCUGAAAAUGGACUCUUGACCCCAAUACAGUUAUUCCAAGCUUCAAACAGUAGCUCUGGCUUGCUUCGUGACCCCAAAAGUGUUCAAAUCUAUGAGAAUGCCCAUGUCUCUAUUCCUGAUUUUUCAAGGUCUUCAGUGAAAGAUGGCAUUAGCACAGCAGAGCAUAAAAUGAUAAAAUGGGAUGAGGAAGGAGACUGGAAAUCCGACAGGUCUAAGAAGUAUCAAGCACCUGUUCAUGUUGAUUCAGAGAACACCAUAGAAAGACAGUGUGCUCAACAGUAGAAAUUUAGUCUGGGCUGCACAUAGUUGUUAAUUUUGCUAAAAUGAUUUUUCAAACAUAUUAGACAAUAAAUGUUAACAGACAACAA